Molecule: messenger RNA, 1107 nt
Organism: Puntigrus tetrazona (Sumatra barb)
Lineage: Eukaryota; Metazoa; Chordata; Actinopteri; Cypriniformes; Cyprinidae
Product: mpv17-like protein
Exons: 4
Coding region: 373-993 (206 amino acids)
Cellular component (GO): membrane; cytoplasm
Source: RefSeq, a predicted model, not a curated record
ACCAUGUGUCAGCUUAUUUAUUUAAAAACAUAUCAGGGGGACAUGUCAAUAAGUGUAAUACAGUAUUAUGUUUAAACUAAUAAGUUCGAAAUAAAAACACAAAACAGAAAGUAUUUUGUCAUUAUUCGUUUGUUCGUUCAGUCCUUCUUUGUUGAGAUCCUCGUCUGCUCAGUGGGCGGGGCGACCGGGGGCUUCUACGCAUGCGCGCCUCGGGCUCUCGGUCACCUCUCUGAAGUCUGACAGCCGCGAGCGUUAGUGACGCUGGAGAAUAUUCCCGUGCACCGAUAGAUCACGCAGCUCUCAGAGUCGGUCCAUAUGUGAACGGAUCGCGGCUCGUCGUGGGGGCUGUCAGUCGGGAAGGACGCCGCCGAGAUGCGCGACGCGCUGUUGACGCCCGUCAGACGCUUCCCGUGGGCGACCAACGUGACGCUGUACGGCUGCCUGUUCGCGGGCGGAGAUUUUGUUCACCAGCUUUUUUCACGUAAAGAACGAGUUGACUGGACUCACACGAGAAACGUGGCCGUAGUCGCGUUCGGUUUUCACGGAAACUUCAAUUUCUUUUGGAUGCGCUUUUUGGAGCGACGCUUCCCCGGUAACGCGCAGCGGUCGGUGCUGCGGAAGCUGCUGCUGGACCAGACGCUCGCCGCGCCGCUCGCCAUCAGCGCCUUCUACACAGGUGUGAGCUUCAUGGAGGGCAGAGAGGAGGUUCUGCAGGACUGGAGGGAAAAGUUCCUCAACACCUACAAGACAGGACUCAUGUACUGGCCGUUCAUGCAGUUCCUCAACUUUGCUCUGGUUCCUCCGCUGGUCCGCACGGCCUUCACCGGCUGCUGUGGAUUCCUCUGGGCCACGUUCCUCUGUUUCUCGCAGCAGAGCGGAGACGGCACCGUCACGGCGGCUCUGGACUGGAUUCGGGACAUGGAGGACAAACGACAGGAACCGAUCUCCAGAACGGACUCGGCUGAAAGACGCUCCUGCUCAAAGAAGGACUGAGACGUUCCUCCGGUCGGUUCUGGUUCUCAUUCAAAACACGGACAGAGAUUAUUUUAUGUCAGUUUUCAUUUUUAAGGUUUCCUUUUUUAAACAAGGAAAAGUUUUUUUUAAAGA